This is a messenger RNA of Aspergillus pseudotamarii, 2442 nucleotides long. RefSeq lists its product as uncharacterized. The transcript has a single exon. The record is from RefSeq and is a predicted model, not a curated record. Lineage: Eukaryota; Fungi; Ascomycota; Eurotiomycetes; Eurotiales; Aspergillaceae. Bases 630 to 1829 code for a protein of 399 amino acids.
ACAAUUCAUAUACCGAAGUUUAUAGCUUACAUAUACUUUGUAUGCUGACUUGAAGCUUUCAUACCCUCACUCACAACCUAUAUUCUUGAACAGGACUCUGGCCUAUUUACAGAAGAACCAAGCAAUGAUGAAAAUACAAGGGAAAAAGAAAAGAGAAAAAGAGAAAAAGAAAAAUGAAGCAUGUAAUAAAAUGAAGUUUCAAAAAUACAUAGGUCAGGUUUGGUCUGUGUUUCAAUCACCAUCUUCUUUCAAAAUCCAGUACACCACAUGAAAUGAACUUACUAUAAAAUUUGCAGUCUGGUUCUUUACCAUACCUUUGAAGCUUCACUCCAGCAUUCCAAGAUGACCUAUUAUAUCUAUCUGAUUGUUAUCAACUUGGUAUUCAUGAGAGAGGUGAAAUGCAAGACAAAGUGAAUAUACCACUUGACCGGGAUAUUUCUUUCUCAUGCAUGAUGGUUAUUAUUUCCUAGUUUCGAUCUUUCUGUCACAGAGCGCACCCGUUUACUACUUCAUGAGUGAAUGCUAUCACCCACUCUUAGUAUGUCUAUUCUUGUUACUGUAUGACACCGUACUAUGCUCUCAUACCCAAUCACACUGCUCUGGUUCUUCAUUUCAUCCCAUCCUGAGCUAUGGCAGACAAUGAACAUAGCAACUCCGGAGAGAACACAGGUAUUCACCCUACCGAUUCACUUCCUAUCCUACAAGUGCCUUCUUUAGCAUCCAAUGACCCUCUAGCCCACCAAUAUCAAGCUCCCGCCCAAGAAAGUGACGUUUGGCCUGCCUCGGAACUCCAGCUACCUCUCGAUUAUCAGAAAUAUUAUACUGAACAUCCGCCCAUGGCUUCUCCGACAACCCAGUCAGCUGUCCGCCAGCAUCGCUGUCAUCACAGUGUGAUGGAACGCCAGUUCUGCAUUGACCGUACGGAAACAUGCAACUCAUGUGGAAGACGGCCAUUCCUCGGAUGGCUCUACCUCUGUGUUGAGGAUAUUUCGGGCUUCUCUGAUCCCUUGGAUCCCAUAAAUGGCCCAUUCCUCAGUCCGUGGAUACUAAAAGCCAUGGAAGAUGGUCACUAUACGACCGAACAGAAAGAAAUCGUGAUUCACCAGAAGUUGAACGUCGUGAGGAUGGCGGAGAGAGAAAGAGGCCCCGUACCUCCACCGCUGUCUAUGCUCUAUGCAGAGCGUAGUGCGCUAAACGGUCACAACCAGGAUGAUCCAUGGGUAGAGUUGGUAGAGGAUGUCAGCCCGCGGGAUGAGAGUGCUCCCAAAACCAGCGAAUCAGCGGUUCGCCUCGACCGUCCUGAGCUAGCUUCGCAGGUACCCCAGCCUUCACACCCUUCUCGUCCAUGCACAUUCAAGGCUUGUCGUUACUGCGAGCGUCGCCAUGGUAACCUCGAGGAGCGUACCUGGAUAAGUCUCAAUGAAAUCUGCAAUGAUCCUUCCAUUCCCCCUCCAGACUCGUGGGAACUGCUUGAGCGACCUGUCUCCGAUGCCAAUAUUCUUCGAAACUUAGAGCUCCCCUCUCGGCGUAUCUGGAUUGGUUCUUCAGGGGCGAGUUCCUCAGGAUACGACAUCGCAGAGAGCCGCGAAGAUAUAAGCGCUAGGCUCUAUUCUCAGGAGAAUAUCACUAGCACCAAUCUCCAUGAGCUUCUGAAUCAGUCCCUGAACAUAUCGGUCAGAACAGAACAGACCAUUGCAUCUUAUACGAGCCAGCUAAGUGAAAGUAUUGUCAUUGGGCAGGCUCUCUCUGCGUUCGAUGAUCACUCAACAUCGUUCCCCUUGUCAGACUCGUUAGAGCACGGUCAUGAUGAAUGUAAUACCGGGGGAUAGAUUUGACAGUGAAGCUGCAUACAACUCUCGAUUCUUGGCUAUUACGUGGGGGAAGUGGAAAGCAAAGUAAGAAGGAUGAUGGGGCCCAGAGCUACAACGUGGAGUACAUUGUGUGACGACUGACUGCAUUGCUUAUUACUACUGUCCUCAUCUGACAGGGACCGAAAAAGAUAAUUAGAAGAAAUUUGAUUACCAUAGUGGCCCGGGAAUGCAAAGGCAUGUGUUACAUAGUGGGAUGAUCUUCUAGAAUUAUUAUGAAGGAAAAGUUCCGCGGGCAUAAUUUCCCAAACAAUUCCACUAGAUGAUGGAAUCCACAUGCAGAUCAACCACGCUUCAAGUUUUGCAUGCGGUACGCGCGGGUACUUUCGCAAGACAAAUUAGCCCGCUACAACUUAUAUAAACCGACAUUCUCUACCCACACGGUGGUUUAUGGGUAGGACAACUGUUGUGAAGGGCUGGCAGUCAAAGUGCGCGCAAAUUGAUUCGGUUGAUCACAGCGAUUUGUCUGCAAACUCCGAACCUCGGCAUCUGCGCCAAGCGCAAGGAAGUGCUAGUCAGAUGCUCUGCGUUUGAUAUUUCCCUAUAAAUCCACAUCGCCCUGCGCUCCAUACCG